UUAUUGUGGAUUCAUCCACCACUGAAAAUAGUUCCAGACACGCACUUCAAAAACCCCAGCAAGCAGCUGAUUCAGGAUAUUCUGAGACGUGAGCUGUGUUUGUACGUGUGGUUGUGUGUGUUGGUUGUGCAGAGCUGUGGAUGAUAAAGAGCUGUGGAGCAGCAGAGAUGAACUCACUGUGUCUGUGUGCAGGUGUAUGAAGCCGUCAGGUGGAUCCAGCUGGUCAUGGCUCUGCUCAGUGUUCUGGGUUCAGGCUCCAUCAUCAUCUGUGUGAUGCUGCAGAGACUCAGCAGGACGCCGGAGCUGCAGCCGCUGUUCCUGCUCAGCGUGUCCGACCUGCUGCUCGCCGUCUGCUGGCUCUGUGGAGCUGUUCUGUUCUCACAACACUGCAACAGCCUGAACACACACUGCUACAACCUGCACAACGUGGAGCAGAUUCUCUACAUGGCCUCCUUCCUCUACACCCUCAACUACAUCUGGAACCUGUACAGAGGAAUCAGAGAGAAGUUCGACAGCUGCCUCAGCGGACACUCAGCGUUUUCCAACAGAGUGAGCACGGCAGGUAAAAUCACUGCGCUGCUUUCAUGUCUGCUGCCGGUGAUGUUCAUGUCGCCUGCGUUCAUACUAGGAAACAUCAGCCACUGUCAGGCCAACUUCAGCGAGCCCUACAGGUGUUUGCUGAUGCACACUGGAGCUCUAUACCUGAACUCAGAGCCCCGGCCGAUGAUGAGACCCUGCAGCCUGCUGCGCAGCUAUCGCAUCUCCGUGUUCCUCGUCACCUUCCUGCUCACGCUGCUCAGCAUCACCGUCCUCGUGGUUAAAGCUCGCCAUAUUUACAGGCGGGUCGUGACGUCCAACGGUUACCUCGGCAACCAACAGCGGACCUCAUUCCGUGUGAUGGACCAGCGGAUGGUCCUGUACCCGCUGAUCUUUGUCCUCUGCUGGGGUCCAGCGGUGACUCUGGCGUUUCUGCGGCUGGUGAAGCCUUCAGCAGGUCUGGGUGUCGUCGGAGUCGUCCUCUACAUCUCACAGGCCUUCACCUCGGCCUCGCAGGGCUUCCUCAACUGCGUGGUGUACGGAUGGACCAGUGUUCACCUCCGCCAGGCCGGCAGGACGGUCUUAUCCCGAGACGUGAACACUCAGACUCCCCUGCUGCGAGCUCAGAAGAUGAGAAGCUACUCUUCUCUGUGAACCGUCGGCUGAGAGGCGGCUGAGGCCGAUCGUCACCUGCUGCAAAGACUCUUGUGAAAGUCUAAAGGUUUCACUUUCAGCUGGAGGAAAAACACCGUCUCUGCUCAGGACCAACACCUCCAGCUUCGAUCCUAAACCGCCGAGGCGAGAAAAGGGGAAGAAGAAGACGGCGGGGAGUUUACAGCAAGAGGAAGAGCAACGGACAAAACAGGAUUUGAAAGAGACCAACAGGUGGUUUGUUGCAGAGUUAUCACGCAGGUCACAUGAGUUCACUGGUCACCUGGAAGAACUGAAGAAAAAUGUCUUUAAAAACGGUUAAAAUCUUGCAGCAGGAUGCCAGAAAAAGUAAAAAAACAGUAAAUACUGUCAUGUCCAGAAACUGUGAAAACUGUAAAAAUAACAUAUAUGAUAAUA
Messenger RNA from Stegastes partitus (bicolor damselfish), 1605 nucleotides. It is a transcript of the gene tmem116, whose product is annotated as transmembrane protein 116. Gene Ontology annotation, molecular function: G protein-coupled receptor activity. Gene Ontology annotation, cellular component: plasma membrane. Gene Ontology annotation, biological process: adenylate cyclase-activating G protein-coupled receptor signaling pathway. The record is from RefSeq and is a predicted model, not a curated record. The transcript is spliced from 10 exons. NCBI's taxonomy places the organism in Eukaryota, Metazoa, Chordata, Actinopteri, Pomacentridae. Bases 226 to 1191 code for a protein of 321 amino acids.